This is a messenger RNA of Schistocerca gregaria, 780 nucleotides long. RefSeq lists its product as uncharacterized. The transcript has 3 exons. The record is from RefSeq and is a predicted model, not a curated record. Gene Ontology annotation, molecular function: protein binding. The coding region runs from base 1 to 780 and encodes 259 amino acids. NCBI's taxonomy places the organism in Eukaryota, Metazoa, Arthropoda, Insecta, Orthoptera, Acrididae.
AUGAGUAGUGUUACGUUAAGUGGUGUUAAUCAGUCUGAUUUUCCUGUAGACAUUACAAGAAUUAAUGAUACACUAGAAACCUUAGUAUUGACAAAGGCGAACCUAAUAGGUGAAAUUCCAAAUAAGAUUUAUGAGUUGACAAAAUCAAUAUAUUUAUAUCUGCAAGGGAAUAAGUUUAACGGUGAUUUAAAUGAUAAUAUUAGAAGUCUGAUUAAAUUAGAUCAUCUUAACCUAGAUGGAUCGAAGCUGUCUGAUCCGAUACCUGAUAGUUUAUACUCACUGAAUAAAUUGAAAGAGCUUAGUUUAAACGAUAAUAUUAAAAAUGUGAGGUUAUGUUAUCUUGAUUUAAGUGGAUUAAAUCAGUCUGGAUCGAUACCUGAUGGAUUAUAUUCAUUGGCUGAAUUAAUAUGUUUGGAUCUUUUAGAAAAUAAUAUUAAUGGUAGUUUAUCGUCUAAUAUCGGUAAGUUGAUUGAGUUAAAUAGUCUAGAUCUGAGUAUUAAUGAACUAAGUGGCACUAUACCAAAUGACAUUGGUAAUUUAGCUAAUCUCGAAGUUUUAGAAAUCAAAGAGAAUGAGUUUGAAGGUGAUAUUUCUGAUUUGAGUGGUCUGAAAAAAUCAACCAACGAAUAUGAUAACACUAGCUCAAUAAAACAUAAUCUGAAUGCAGCACAUGAUGAUGAAAUGUUACCUCAAUUUAUUAGUAAGGAAAAGUGUUCGAUUAGACCUGCGAUUGUUAUGAUGAUGGUGUAUAUAGCUGAGAUAGAGAUAAUGUUAAAUUAA